AUGUCAGCUGCAGCCCCACACGAAAAUAAGGAAACCUCACUUCUUGUCGAAAGUUUUGAGAAUCACCACUUGACCUAUCAUGCAAGCUCCACAUACGGAAAUUUUGAUACUCACUUCUUCUAUGGUCAGGAUGAGGAAAGAUCUGAUGGUCUGUUGAAUCUCAGGAAGUCUUACCGAGAUCAAUCCAAAUAUCCGGAUUUUCUACCAACAUGGGAUCCUACUGAAAAGUACCCAGCGUUGAAGUUCUACAAGUACGAAGAUCCGGCUCUGAGGGCUGACCCAAGUUUCUUUAAUUUGUUCCCUGAAGACCAGGAAGAGGGCAUUUCCAUCAAGAGGCUUACUCCGAAACUUGGCACUGAGGUCAAAGGUGUUCAAUUGAGCUCGUUAUCCAAUGCUGCUAAAGAUGAGCUGGCUCUGUUGGUUGCGCAGAGAGGAGUAGUUGUGUUCAGAAAUCAAGAUUUUGCUUCGAAAGGAGCCGCUCAUGCUGCCGAGUAUGGUAAGCACUUUGGGAGACUACAUAUACAUCAAACAAGUGGACAUCCCGAAAAGGUUCCCGAGUUGCAUAUUACUUUCAGAAGGCCGGACCAUGAUGAAUACGAGAGAGUUUUCCAAGACGCAACUUCUUCUAUUGGUUGGCACACGGAUGUGUCCUAUGAACUACAGCCUCCCUCAUAUACUUUCUUCAGUGUCCUCGAAGGUCCCGAUGGUGGAGGUGACACCUUGUUUGCGGAUACUAUAGAGGCUUUCAACAGACUUUCUAAACCUUUCCAAGAUUUCUUGAGUACUUUACAUGUUGUUCACAGUUCCAAGGAACAAGCUGAAAACUCUAAAAACCAAGGGGGAAUUCAAAGAAGAAUACCAGUCACUCAUGUUCAUCCGCUUGUGAGAAUCCAUCCUGUCUUGAAGAAGAAGGCACUUUAUGUGAACCGUGGCUUCUCUAGAAGAAUAAUAGAACUCAAGAAACCUGAGUCGGAAGCUUUGUUGAAUUACUUGUACAACUUGGUGGAGGGUUCUCAUGAUUUGCAAGUGAGGGCCAAAUGGGAACCUGGCUCUGUGACUGUUUGGGAUAAUCGCAGAUUAACCCAUUCUGCUAUUAUUGAUUGGGAAGAACCAGUGCUAAGACAUGCUUUCCGCAUCACUCCACAAGCUGAGAGACCAGUGGAGGACUUGAAAUACUUGAACGACGAAACUUACUAUCCUUCCUCACUCACAUUAGAUUUAUAG
Torulaspora globosa is the source of this 1224-nucleotide messenger RNA. It is a transcript of the gene JLP1, whose product is annotated as sulfonate dioxygenase. NCBI's taxonomy places the organism in Eukaryota, Fungi, Ascomycota, Saccharomycetes, Saccharomycetales, Saccharomycetaceae. The transcript has a single exon. Gene Ontology annotation, cellular component: cytoplasm. Gene Ontology annotation, biological process: sulfur compound catabolic process. The record is from RefSeq and is a predicted model, not a curated record. Gene Ontology annotation, molecular function: sulfonate dioxygenase activity. The coding region runs from base 1 to 1224 and encodes 407 amino acids.